Molecule: messenger RNA, 1638 nt
Organism: Vigna angularis (adzuki bean)
Lineage: Eukaryota; Viridiplantae; Streptophyta; Magnoliopsida; Fabales; Fabaceae
Product: protein TRANSPARENT TESTA GLABRA 1
Exons: 2
Coding region: 273-1283 (336 amino acids)
Cellular component (GO): nucleus
Molecular function (GO): protein binding
Source: RefSeq, a predicted model, not a curated record
UGUGAAUUUGAGGGUUUGACCUGUCUCGUCAAUUGUGGUAAGCCAUAUCACGCCCACAGCUAACGCCCCUCACGUGAGACUUUUGGAGUUACAGACAAAGUUACAAGAAUUGGUCUGGUAUGGUUUCUCAACUCCCACUCUCACCUAACAUUUCAGUUCACCUUCCUCCAACACCAUCAAUCAAAAACCAAACACCACAAACCUCAAAUCCCAAUCAUUAAAAACAUCAAACAGUAUCAUUAAUCCCACGUUCAAUUCCCUUCCAAAACAAAAUGGACAAUUCCACCCAAGAUUCUCUCUUGCGAUCGGAGAACUCCGUCACCUAUGAAUCGCCAUACCCAAUUUACGCCAUGGCUUUUUCACCCUCCCACCCCCACCGUCUCGCCCUUGGAAGCUUCAUUGAAGAAUACACCAACCGCGUCCACAUCCUCUCCUUCCACCCUGAAACCCUCUCACUCUCCCCACACCCUUCCCUCUCCUUCGAUCACCCUUACCCUCCAACCAAGCUAAUGUUCCAUCCUCGCAAACCUUCUCCCUCUUCCUCCACCGACCUUCUAGCCACCUCUGGCGACUAUCUCCGCCUCUGGGACGUCCGCGAAAACUCCGUCGAGCCCCUCUCCCUCUUCAACAACAGCAAGACCAGCGAGUUCUGUGCCCCCCUCACCUCCUUCGACUGGAACGACAUCGAUCAUAACCGCAUCGGCACCUCCAGCAUCGACACCACCUGCACCAUCUGGGACAUUGAGCGCACCGUCGUCGAGACGCAGCUCAUCGCCCACGACAAGGAGGUCUACGACAUCGCCUGGGGCGAGGCAAGAGUCUUCGCCUCCGUGUCCGCUGACGGCUCCGUGCGAAUCUUCGAUUUGCGUGACAAAGAACACUCCACCAUCAUCUACGAAAGCCCCCACCCUGAUACCCCUUUGCUUCGUUUGGCUUGGAAUAAGCAGGAUCUCAGGUACAUGGCUACCAUUUUGAUGGAUAGUAAUAAAGUUGUGAUAUUGGAUAUUAGGUCCCCCACUACUCCUGUGGCGGAAUUAGAGAGGCAUCGUGGUAGUGUGAAUGCCAUUGCUUGGGCUCCUCAUAGCUCCACGCAUAUUUGUUCUGCUGGGGAUGAUACUCAGGCUCUUAUCUGGGAAUUGCCCACUCUGGCUGCUCCCACUGGGAUUGAUCCCAUGUGCAUGUAUUCUGCUGGCUGUGAAAUCAACCAGCUCCAAUGGUCCGCUGCUCAGCCUGAUUGGAUUGCUAUUGCUUUCGCCAACAAGGUGCAGCUUUUGAAGGUUUGAGGUGAGGAUUCUGGUUCAAUGCGCAUAAUAGAAACUGGUGGGAUUUAGUGUUGUGUUUAGAUUCACAGUCAUGGAUGCUCCACAUGUAUUCUAACAAUGUCGUUGAUUCCAAUUCAAGGAAUGGGAGAGAAAGAGAACUCUGAUACCGUAAAAGCUUCCGACAAAACACGUUCCAAGUAAACAAAAGUAUAUUCUUCCAUCAAAGGAACGAUACACAGUAGCAGCAGCAUACUUGUUUUUGUUGAAUUCUCUUUGCUUUCUUCAUCCAAAUCAUGUAAAAGGGUUAAUGUAUUCGCUUAGCUAAACUCAGAUUAUACGAAGGAUGUAAACUAAAAAAAGAUGAUGUUUUGAUUGA